CCAUCACAAUGCCCGCACCAUUGAAGGAACGCAAGGCCGCUACAGACCCCACCAAGGUCUUCCACUACACAGACCUGCAGCGCAAGAAGCCUACCCGAGAGAAUGAUCCUUACACGUACAUGCACGGCUGGAACAACAGACACCAGUCUGAGGUUAUCCCUGGUACCUUGCCAGUAGCUCAGAACAAUCCGCAGGAGGUCCGCUUCGGCCUGUACACCGAGGGCAUCACGUACAGUGCAUUCGCCGCGCCGCGUGCCCAUAACUACAGCACCUACAUGUACCGCGCGCGACCUGCAGCAGCUCACACUGACAUUGUCCANGAUGGCUACAAGAAGAUCGAAUCCAAGGCACACAUCCAGAACUGCUUCCUCUCCCUCAACCCCGAAGUCGAGACCCUACCCGAACAAGCAGAAUGGGGACCUUUCCCUCUGCCCGAGGACUCGGAAAAGAUAGACUUUGUCGAUGGCCUACACACUCUGGGUGGCUCUGGUGAUCCCAACUUGAGAGAGGGCAUGGCUCUGUACGUCUAUGCCAUCAAUGCAUCCAUGGAGAAGAGAGCAUUCUGUAACACAGACGGUGACUUCCUCAUCUGCGCUCAACAGGGAAACCUGGACAUCCAGACUGAGUUUGGAAUGAUUUUCUUGCAGCCUGGAGAAAUUUGUGUCAUCCAGAGAGGUGUGAGGUUCAGAAUUGCUCUUGGCCCUGGAGUGCAAAAGGCUAGAGGAUAUAUCACAGAGGUGUGGGGUAGUAUGUGGGAGUUGCCUGAUCUGGGUCCUCUGGGUGGUCAUGGUCUUGCCAACCCUAGAGAUUUCUUGUACCCUGUUGCUCACAUUGAUGAAGAGCUGAGUGGAGACUGGGAGAUUGUCAACAAGAACAAUGGAAAAUACAACUGCCUGGAGCAGGACCACAGCCCCUUUGACUUGGUCGCAUGGCAUGGCAAUGUCGUUCCCUACAAGGCAAGUCUAUCACAUCUCCAGGAUCGGAGCAUGCUUGCUAAUACGAUUUUCAGNUAUGACCUUACCAAGUUUGCCUCCCAAAACGCAACCAGCAUCGACCACACCGAUCCCUCCGUCAACACCGUGCUCACCGCCAAAUCUCGCGACCCCAACACCCCUCUCGCCGACUUCCUCUGGUUCGGUCCAAGAUGGGACGUGGCAUCCAAUACCUUCCGCCUGCCCUACUUCCACAGAAACUCUGCUUCCGAAUUCUUGGCCUGUUUAUACGGCGAAGGUCUCGGAAGAAGCGACGAUUUCCAACCUGGCGGCGGUAGUUUCGAGGGCGGCCACACACCACAUGGUGGAUUUUCGGAUGCCUAUGUGGAUGAGAUGCGCAUUCAGCAGAGCGAGCCGAGGAAGAUUCUGGAGGGCCAGAUGACUAUUAUGGUGGAGAGUUCGAGGACUUUCCUCUGGACUGAGUAUGCGAGGAUUGGGUGUGGUACUAUCAACACGCGUGGAACGGAUCCUAAGGUUUGGGAUACCUUGCCUGAUCGCUUUUCUAACAACCCUGAGGCUCAGGCGCUGCUGAAGAGGGUCAAGGAGGAUAAGAAGCUGAUGGAGGAGAGGAGCAAGGUUUACUACGAUGAUGCAGCGCUCAAGGAGUUGCUGCACGGCAAGACAAACGGGCAC
This is a messenger RNA of Aureobasidium vineae, 1625 nucleotides long. The record is from the annotation of a GenBank genome assembly. NCBI's taxonomy places the organism in Eukaryota, Fungi, Ascomycota, Dothideomycetes, Dothideales, Saccotheciaceae.